CCGUGUUGUCCCGACUAACAGGAAGUUGAUGACGGUAUUGUUUGAGUAAAGUUCUGUCUUAGCGUAUGGGAGGGCUGUUUGCUCUCCUUCCCUGCUCUGACGCUCAAACUACGGCGUUAUGGUGUUAAUAUUUGUUCGCAGCACAUGUGUGGAUUCAAAGACAGUCCUCCUGAGUAGAUACUGAGGUUGAAAUUGUGUGUUUUUGAGAGCUAGCAUGAGUGCUAACUCGACACGAGCUGCGUUUGUUUACAAUGAAUCAGCUGAUUAGGGUUAGAGGUCCUCAGAAGCCUGCGUGAUAUUUCAGCACGAGCUGCUCGUCUUUUAAGAGAUUUGAGACAGAUCUGUAGCUGAAUGUGAGGAGGAGGAAGAAGAGGAGGAGAUCUGAGCAGGAGAAGAUGCCGUGCACUUGUGGGAACUGGAGGAGGUGGAUCAGACCUCUGGUGGUGCUCCUCUACAUCCUGCUCUUGCUGGUGGUUCUUCCUCUGUGCAUAUGGGAGCUGCAGAAAUCAGAGGUUGGAACUCACAACAAAGCCUGGUUCAUUGCAGGCAUUUUUGUCUUCAUGACAAUCCCCAUAUCACUUUGGGGGAUACUUCAACAUCUAGUACACUACACCCAGCCCGAGCUGCAGAAACCCAUAAUCAGGAUAUUGUGGAUGGUUCCAAUUUAUAGCUUGGAUAGCUGGAUUGCACUGAAGUACCCGGGCAUCGCUAUCUACGUGGACACGUGCAGAGAGUGCUACGAAGCCUACGUCAUUUACAACUUUAUGAUCUUCCUGAUGAACUACCUGGAGAAGCAGUAUCCCAACCUGGUGCAGAUUCUGGAGAUGCAGGAACAGCAGGAACACCUGCCGCCGCUCUGCUGCUGCCCGCCCUGGCCCAUGGGAGAGGUGAUGUUGCUGAGAUGUAAGCUGGGUGUUCUGCAGUACACUGUAGUGAGACCCGUCACCACAGUCGUCGCAUUGAUCUGUCAGCUUUGCGGGGUUUACGAUGAAGGCAACUUCAGCUCCAAAAAUGCCUGGACCUAUUUAGUGAUCAUGAACAAUCUCUCCCAGCUCUUUGCCAUGUACUGCCUGGUGCUGUUCUACAGAACGUUACGAGAGGAACUCGGCCCUAUCAGACCUGUGGGCAAAUUCCUGUGUGUCAAACUCGUCGUGUUCGUGUCCUUCUGGCAGGCGGUGCUCAUUGCGUUGCUUGUGAAGGUUGGAGUGAUUUCAGACUCUCACACCUGGGACUGGGACAGCGUGGAGGCCGUGGCCACUGGACUGCAGGAUUUUAUCAUCUGUGUGGAGAUGUUUUUGGCAGCCAUUGCUCAUCACUUCAGCUUCACCUACAAGCCGUACAUUCAGGAAGCAGAGGAAGGCUCUUGCUUCGACUCCUUUCUGGCCAUGUGGGACAUGUCAGAUAUUCGGGCCGACUUCUCCGAGCAAGUGCGCAAUGUCGGCCGAACGGUUAUGGGCCGCCCCAGGAAGAGUUACUUUUCCCGUGAUGCGGAGCACGACGAACACAGAGGCCUUCUGUCCUCCGGCUCUCAGGACGCCGCCGUCGCCGAGGCUUCCUCCACUCCUCCAUCUCCAUCAGGCCACUACCAGGGUCUGGGACACACCCGACCCCCUCACUCUCGCUCGGCCCCCGCCGAACUCUGCUCCACACCCUGGGAGGGAGACGUAGACGACCUGGACGACAUCACUCCCACCGUGCUGUCCGGGGACCCUAAAAACCAGGCGCACACACACUAUGCUAAAAUCACCUAACACACGCAAACACUGUUCACGUUAUUCCCAAUAACUAAUUCACUGGGAACAGCAGGUUAAAAAGGCACACAGGGAUCUUAGUCCGGUUUUUAUUCAUUUUAAGAAAAUCUAAUCUAAUUUUAUUAUUUUUUUUCUAGUGACUAAACACAUCUUGUCAAAAAAACGUCCGUUCUUUUAAGAGAGCUAAAUUGUUUGUUUUUUUUGGAAAUUGUGAAACUAUUUAUUAACACUAUUUAUCUGUUCCUUCCUCUGCAGAAAUGCAUGUUUAAUAUUUUAAUAUUUUAAACCGUCACCCUGUGUCCUUGUGGCAUUAGUCAUAAGAUCACAGUUAAUCUGUUAACUGAAAGUCUUGACAUAGUCAAUGUUUGCUGGUUACACACACACACACACACACACUGUGCCAAAGUGCUCUGGUGGUUGUUUUUUUUCAAGCCUGAGAAAAAGCUGAACAAUGUGCAAAUCACAUUUAUGAAGAAAUGCACAAUAUACUCAAAAUGCAUGAAGCUUUUUUUCCCACUCAGCCACUGAGCAAACGUGUCGCAUCAUUUCCUGUUACGCUCCUUUAAAAAAAAAAAAAAAAAAAACUAAUUCCUUAGACGGAUAUUAUAUCUAUAUUCUUUCCAUUUUUAUGGUUGAUUUAUUUAAUUUUUUUUAUCUUUUAUUUUAACGAAUCAAUUUACACCUGAAAUAUUCAUACAGCUAUAAACUAAGAAAAGGUAUUUAAAAUGUUCUUUUUACCCCAAAUUUAUCUGAUUAGCCAAGACUCAUCUUUGCUAAUAGCCUGAUGUAGCUAACUACUAAGCAGAGCUGCCAAUAUUUACAGUGUAGCUGUAGCAUUUACAAAUUUUGUCCCUGUACUAAAGCAAUAUGGGAGACACUUUUGAACAGCAGUUCACUGAAGGGGAAAGGACGUAUGGAUGUGAAAGUUGCACAUUAGCUUCUGCUAGUGAUUCAUUUCACGCCACACUGUCUUUCAGCCAAUAGAAAACAAGAAGGCGGGACUGUAGACAUUCUGGUUCAAUACAAAAUGGAGGAGAUGGUUAUUUUCAGAUGUGGGACAAACAAGUUGUCAUACCCUAGGGGUUUCUGUGGUAAAAUCCAGGGUGUUUUUUGUUUUUUUUUGUCUGCUUCCUCGAAUUUUCUUGUUUGUAAUGAAGACGCCUGUGAGUGAAGAAAGAAUUCGGCCUCCAGAUUAACACUCGAAUCAAACCAAGUCGAAUCACUUAGUAGUCGGGUAUGAAAGUGAGUGCCAGGCUCAGGUAGGUACAGCUUAAAGGCGGAGUUAAGGGUCAUGUGAUUUGGAUGUGAGUAAACCUUACACGUUUAAGUAAAUACAGAACUGUUCUGCUACUCAGUGAAACAGUUCUCGUACAAAUGUUAUCACCGAAUCAACGAUGGGUUGAGGCGAGAUUGAUUAUAUGGAGGCUGUAGACUUCCUUUACUUGUUAGCUGUGUAGCACUGGUACAAAUUAAAUAUGCAAAUUCUGGACAGGAAACAUGUCUUGGCUGAUGGAUGACUUUCGGGGUAAAAAUGGAGGAGUUACAUGAGCACAUGAGCUUUAAUACCGAAAAAAGUUGAGAUGAAAUGAAGUGGACUGGAUUUUUUUUUGUUUUGUUUAACAAAACAAAAAUAAUGAGAUUAUGUAAAAUUAUAUAAAUACAUAUAUGCGCAUUAAAAAGAACUGAAUUUACAUCCAAACUAUAUCCGUGUGAGACCUUGGGGGGGGGGAUGAAGAUGUUAAAUCACAAUCUGACAGAUGUUCUCAGACCUGCCUG
This is a messenger RNA of Ictalurus furcatus (blue catfish), 3527 nucleotides long. RefSeq names its product transmembrane protein 184C (gene tmem184c). The record is from RefSeq and is a predicted model, not a curated record. Gene Ontology annotation, biological process: transport. Bases 396 to 1751 code for a protein of 451 amino acids. The transcript has 10 exons. NCBI's taxonomy places the organism in Eukaryota, Metazoa, Chordata, Actinopteri, Siluriformes, Ictaluridae. Gene Ontology annotation, molecular function: transporter activity.